AUGACCAAUAUUCAUAAUAAUAAUAAUAAUAAAGAAAAUCUUAUUUAUGAUAAUGAUGGUUUUUUAUUAUUAAUGGAAACAGCUCAAUCAAAUCUUUCAUUAUUUAAUGUUAGUUGUGAUUCACUUAUUGUUAAUGAGAAUGAUGAUUUCAAUCAAAAAUCAACACAAACAUUGAAUACAAUUAAACAUUAUAAUAGUUCAAUGGAUAUUUAUCUAGAUAUUAAAAAGUCUCAUCAUCGUUUAACAAUGACUUUUUCAGAAGAAGUUAUUUCUUCGCAUACAAAAACUUUACAACGAUGGAAAGGACACGAAUUAUUGAAUACAUGUGCUUAA
Messenger RNA from Rotaria sp. Silwood2, 333 nucleotides. The record is from the annotation of a GenBank genome assembly. Lineage: Eukaryota; Metazoa; Rotifera; Eurotatoria; Philodinida; Philodinidae.